CUUUAAACCGGAAGCUGUACAUGUAAACACUGUUCGCUUGGAGGUGAGAGUGGCGCUUUCAAAACCAAACUAAAAAAUGUCAAAAAAUAAGAAAAUAGCCUUGAUAUUUGGAGGGUUUGUCACGGCUAUAGCUGCUGCGUUUUACCCGAUAUUCUUCUACCCUCUCACGCAUAACAACGAAUACAGACAAGUCCAAAAGAUGAACCGCACAGGAAUCAACCAGGCAGACGUUCAACCUGUGGGUGUAAAGACGUGGUCAGAUCCAUUCAAACCUGCCGACAAAUGACGUUCCAGUGACUGUUUGAGCCUUCACUGAUUCCACAAAGGGAUGCUGAUGGAGACUAUGGAGAGAGAAUACCAGUCGUGUGUGUGUGUGUGUGUGUGUGAGUGAAAGCUUGAAUGUGUUUUUGUUGUUGUUGAUUUUUUUUCUGAAAUGAGUCCUUUCAAUACUAUAAAUAAAAACUGAAAGCUCUUAUAACUUAA
Molecule: messenger RNA, 483 nt
Organism: Labrus mixtus (cuckoo wrasse)
Lineage: Eukaryota; Metazoa; Chordata; Actinopteri; Labriformes; Labridae
Gene: smim20
Product: small integral membrane protein 20
Exons: 3
Coding region: 77-286 (69 amino acids)
Biological process (GO): mitochondrial respiratory chain complex IV assembly
Cellular component (GO): mitochondrial inner membrane
Source: RefSeq, a predicted model, not a curated record